Molecule: messenger RNA, 764 nt
Organism: Symbiodinium sp. CCMP2456
Lineage: Eukaryota; Dinophyceae; Suessiales; Symbiodiniaceae
Source: the annotation of a GenBank genome assembly
AUGGGUGAUCCUUCCUCCAUGCUUUCUUCCGGUCCAGCAGAGAUGGGAAGGCCGAGCCAGACGAGCAGCGAAGAUUCCGUCCUAGACUUCAAGGUGCCGGGCGAAAGGCAAGACAGUGCUCCCAGCCAGAGCAGCGGUCACGGCUCAAUACCAAGCCCCGGGCACAGCGUUGAUUCCGGGGCAUCCGAUACAGACCUGCACAUCGAAGCAGUGAUACCAACUCUGGUAGAACGCAUUGCCAAGAUGGAGGUGGUAAACCCAGAGGUCUUGAGGGUGACGCCGGUGUUUCGCGCCUUGGAACAUUUUGCUGUAGCAUUGCGUGUUGGAUCUGCUGGGAAUUUGUACCACAAGAGUCACCAGAGCCAGAGAAUAUCGACAUUUUGGAGUCAUUCUUGGCACGCAGGGCAUUGGAAGAAGAUCUUCGCCGUUAUAACUCUCUACAACGGCACUGCUGCAGUAUUGUUGUCUUUGCUCACCGGGGCGUGCAUGAUGUUGCUCUAUGGUCUGGGAACCCUUCCUGGAUUUGACCGCGGAUGGUGGCACGACGGUCAUCAGUGGUCUUGUUGGUCGACAUUUUCAGGGUUCGUCGUCGCAAGUCUUGUAAUGAUUUUCUGGCGGCCACGGACCCGAGUUUUCCUUGACCGUAUAUGUAUCAGCCAAAGCGACGCUGGCUUGAAGAUGGAGGCCAUACUUAGUCUGGCAGGACUUUUGAAGAAUUCCGACAGAAUGCUCAUUCUGUGGGACCCAACGUGGACCGAGAGGUU